CAUGGCUCUUACGGGGAAUGAGACCUCAGCUUGCCCCGAUUAUGUCCCCCAUUACCUCCUGGCGGGUGAUCCCUUCGCCUCCAAGCUGUCUAAGGAGGCUGACAUAGUGGCUGCCUUCUACAUCUGCAUCAUAGGGAUCAUGUCUGCCACAGGAAAUGGCUAUGUUAUAUACAUGACCAUCAAACGCAAGACAAAGCUAAGGCCACCUGAGCUUAUGACAGUUAACUUAGCCAUCUUUGACUUUGGCAUAUCAGUCACAGGGAAACCGUUCUUUGUGGCAUCUAGUUUCUCCCACCGCUGGCUGUUUGGCUGGGAGGGCUGUCGUUUCUAUGGCUGGGCUGGCUUCUUCUUCGGUGUUGGCAGCCUCAUCACUAUGACCGUAGUUAGCCUAGACCGAUACCUCAAGAUCUGUCAUCUCAGAUACGGUACGUGGCUGAUGAGGCACCAUGCCUUCCUGUGUCUGGUGUUGGUGUGGCUCUACUCAGGCUUUUGGGCCACCAUGCCCCUGGUGGGCUGGGGCGGCUACGCUCCAGAGCCGUUUGGCACCUCCUGUACCCUGGACUGGUGGCAGGCCCAGACCUCCGUGGCAGGUCAGAGCUUCGUCAUGGCCAUCCUCUUCUUCUGCCUUAUCUUCCCUACCGGCAUCAUCGUCUUCUCCUAUGUCAUGAUCAUCUUCAAGGUCAACUCCUCAGCGAAAGAGAUAUCCCACUUUGACACCAGGAACAAGAACAACCAUAGCCUGGAGAUGAAACUGACCAAGGUGGCGAUGUUGAUCUGUGCUGGUUUCUUAAUAGCGUGGAUUCCGUAUGCAGUGGUCUCAGUGGUGUCUGCGUUUGGCGAGCCCGACUCAGUGCCUAUCUCUGUCUCUGUGAUCCCCACUCUGCUGGCUAAGUCCUCUGCCAUGUACAACCCCAUCAUCUACCAAGUUAUUGACCUGAAACACUCCUGUGCAAAAUCAUCCUGUUUCCAAGUCCUGAAGAAGCGCAGACAUUUUCAAAAGUCAAGGUUUUACACCAUUUCUGGCUCGCUUAAAGACAGACCAUCCGUAAACGAGUCUCACAGUGAAAUGUGAGAAAAAAAAAAGUGAUACACUCCUGUGAUAUGACUCUUGGCCUUUCCCCUCACCAGUCCAAUCACAACCCUGCUAUCAACUGCUAAGACAUUGACCACCGCUCACCACCCAGACCUACGUAACCCAGCCUUGCUGUAUCUAUGUUCCUGCUCCAAACAGCUCUCUGUACUCUCCUACCUCAUGUCCCUCUCUGUGUUUAUAGUUCAAGGUUGGCGUCAAGAUGGGUUUUUUACACUUUUUACAGAUAUUGUGUACUCUUGCACCUGUCACCUGUUUAAAGACAUUUAAACCUUUGUGUGCACCUGUAAGAUCUAAAGUGCUGUUGAUAUACUCUAAAGAAAGCUGGAGAGACUGUGGUGUUGGUGUCGGGGUUUAGUGUUAUCCCCUGCUUCAGGCAGGUGUGACUAUAGCAGCACUUUUCAUCAACAAUCGAAGUCAUCAUAUGAUUCUUACUGUCCCUGGAUACAUGUUCACAGACGUCGUUGAAAAUGAAAUAAAAUUUUAGCUCAUAUACAAACUGCAAGGUCCAUUGCAACGUAACAGCCAGUGCAUGUAGUAGCUGGACCAAAUAAUCAAGGCAAACAGCACAACAAUGUCUGUUAAAGUAGGGGCUAUGUCUUACAGCACUAUGUUCCUGUCAUUGUUAACCAUUCUGUAUGCGCUGAUGUCAGUCUUUACAUC
Messenger RNA from Coregonus clupeaformis (lake whitefish), 1753 nucleotides. RefSeq names its product opsin-5-like. Gene Ontology annotation, cellular component: membrane. Gene Ontology annotation, biological process: G protein-coupled receptor signaling pathway; visual perception. Gene Ontology annotation, molecular function: G protein-coupled receptor activity. NCBI's taxonomy places the organism in Eukaryota, Metazoa, Chordata, Actinopteri, Salmoniformes, Salmonidae. The transcript is spliced from 6 exons. The coding region runs from base 2 to 1072 and encodes 356 amino acids. The record is from RefSeq and is a predicted model, not a curated record.